This is a messenger RNA of Emericellopsis atlantica, 1008 nucleotides long. RefSeq names its product carbohydrate kinase. Gene Ontology annotation, biological process: metabolite repair. Gene Ontology annotation, molecular function: ATP-dependent NAD(P)H-hydrate dehydratase activity. The transcript is spliced from 4 exons. The record is from RefSeq and is a predicted model, not a curated record. Lineage: Eukaryota; Fungi; Ascomycota; Sordariomycetes; Hypocreales; Bionectriaceae. The coding region runs from base 1 to 1008 and encodes 335 amino acids.
AUGUCAUCCGCAACGAAGAAUGUCCUCGCCAAGGUCCAGCGCAUGGUGCCGCCAAUGCUUGAGAAAUUCCAUAAAGGUCAGCUCGGACGAGUGGCAGUGAUCGGUGGCAGUGAGGAUUACACAGGCGCCCCCUACUUCUCAGCCAUGGCCAGCGCAAGGCUAGGCUGUGACAUGUCCCAUCUUAUUUGCACCCCAGGAGCUGGAGCCGUCAUCAAGACCUAUUCCCCUAAUCUCAUGGUUCACCCACUCAUGCGCCAAAGCCCGUCUCCUCAUCUGUCAGAUUCCACCCCCAAAGCGGACACCGAUCCUAAGAAGAUCGCUGCUGGAAUUAUUGAUAUGCUUCCAAGGCUGCACGUUCUUGUAAUCGGACCUGGACUGGGACGUGAUCCCCUCAUGCAAGAUACUGUUGCCCAAGUCAUUCGCGCCGCCCGGGACAAGGAGAUGCCCAUCGUCUUGGAUGCCGACGCUCUACUGGUCGUUCAAAAGAGCCCCGAGCUAGUCAAAGGCUACAAGUCGGCAAUAUUGACGCCCAAUGUUGUGGAGUUUGGCAGGCUAUGCGAGUCCUUGGGCGUCAAGGCGAGCGAAGAGAAAGAGACAGGCAAAGUCGAAGCAUUGUGUAAGGCGCUCGGGGGCGUGACAAUCAUCGAGAAGGGCGGGAAAGACUUCAUUUCGAAUGGCACAACGACUCUUGUGGAUGAUUUGAAGGGCGGGAAGAAGAGGAGUGGUGGUCAGGGCGACACGCUCACUGGAUCCAUUGCCACAUUUCUGGGCUGGAGGAAGGCGUACCUUGACGGACUGUGGGAUAUUGGUGAGGACAAGAUCAGCGCCGAUGAGCUGAUUGGCCUGGCUGCUUUUGGCGGCAGUGCCAUCACGAGAGAGUGCUCCCGACUGGCUUUUGCUAAAAAGGGGCGAAGCUUGCAGGCCAGCGAUCUGACGGAAGAGGUUCACAACGCUUUCCUCAACUUGUUCGGAGAGGUUGACGGUGAUGAGAGCGGCUCGAAGUUGUAG